AUGGCAAAUUCACAGGGCUUACCGGAUUUUUCCAGCCACAGCUGCACUCGAAUAAACAUCGAAGGAACCUGUGCCACAGUAGCGCUUACCCCGACUUUUUUGAGAUGUUUGAAUAAUAACAACAUCGGACUGGCAAUUUGGAGACUGCAACGAAAAGGGUUUACAAGUCAUUUUGAUCGGCCGAUCACUGGUAGCGAUCCACCGGCAAGGAUUUCUGGCUGUACCCCCACCUAGAUAAUUUGAGCUGAAUAUGUAAUAAGAUUUUCCUGGGGUUAUCGUUUGCUCAUAAUCACAGUCACCAAAUUGCGCGUUGCUCAUCCCGGCAAAGCCCAGAAGAAUCAUUAGCGGAC
Cotesia congregata is the source of this 350-nucleotide messenger RNA. NCBI's taxonomy places the organism in Eukaryota, Metazoa, Arthropoda, Insecta, Hymenoptera, Braconidae. The record is from the annotation of a GenBank genome assembly.